GAGCGCGUGAAGGCGGUGUCGGGGGCGGAAGUGCUUUCAGCGGAAGUGACAUUUGCGCGAAUCGUGGGUGGGAUGACAGCGGGCCGGCUCUUUCGAAGGCUCCUGCGAGCACCCUCCACUUCCAUGGCUCAGAGCCCACUCGAGAGCGUGCCCCCCUUCAGGGCCCUGCACGGGGAGCGCGGGCUCCGAAGGCUCUCCAUCGAAGGCAACAUUGCUGUGGGAAAGUCCACCUUUGUGAAGUUACUCACGAAAAGUUACCCAGAGUGGCACGUAGCUACAGAGCCUGUAGCAACAUGGCAGAAUGUCCAGGCUGCUGGGACCCCAAAAGCCAGCGCUAUCCAAAAUCUUGGAAACUUGCUGGAUAUGAUGUAUCAGGAACCAGCACGAUGGUCCUACACAUUCCAGACGUUUUCCUUUAUGAGCCGCCUGAAAGUACAGCUGGACCCCCUACCUGAGAAACUUGUACACACCAACAAGGAGGUACAGAUCUUUGAGAGGUCUGUGUACAGUGACAGGUAUAUCUUUGCAAAGAAUCUUUUUGAAAAUGGUUCCCUCACUGACAUCGAAUGGCAUAUCUAUCAGGACUGGCAUUCCUUUCUCCUCCAGGAGUUUGCCACCAGGCUCAGAAUACAUGGCUUCAUCUACCUUCGGGCUACCCCCCAGGUUUGUUUGAAGAGACUCUGCCGGAGGGCCAGGCAAGAGGAGAAGGGGAUAGAGCUGGCCUAUCUAGAACAGCUUCAUGGUCAACACGAAGCCUGGCUUGUUCACAAGACUACCAAGCUACACUUUGAGACUCUGCUGAACAUUCCAGUGCUGGUGUUGGAUGUCAAUGAUGAUUUUUCUGAAAGUGGAACCAAACAAGAAGAACUCAUAGAAAAGGUAAACACCUUUGUAAAGAACCUGUAACCAUGUUCUGGAAUGUUCUAUCUCUCUGACUUUCUGAAGCUAGAAAUAUACUCAAGUAUCCCAUGUUUCCAUCCCUACUCCCAUCCCUUUUUACCUAGCUCUAGAGUGCUGUGACACUCAUUGCAUGGCUUGUGAACUAGACGUUGCCAUUGUUUUAUAUCUCAAGGACUGCUAAAAUAAAGUGUGUUUAAGUUUU
Molecule: messenger RNA, 1102 nt
Organism: Condylura cristata (star-nosed mole)
Lineage: Eukaryota; Metazoa; Chordata; Mammalia; Eulipotyphla; Talpidae
Gene: DGUOK
Product: deoxyguanosine kinase
Exons: 7
Coding region: 73-906 (277 amino acids)
Biological process (GO): nucleobase-containing compound metabolic process
Cellular component (GO): mitochondrion; cytoplasm
Molecular function (GO): ATP binding; deoxyguanosine kinase activity
Source: RefSeq, a predicted model, not a curated record